AUGCCUGGUAGAGAUUAUCUUUGUAUUAUGAACAUGAAUAUAUGCUAUUCUAUUGAUAAAGGAUAUAGACCUUAUCAUGUUCUGCAAGAUCAACUUUAUAAUUAUAUAAGUUAUUCUGAGCAUAAGAGACGCCAAUU
Messenger RNA from Funneliformis geosporum, 137 nucleotides. NCBI's taxonomy places the organism in Eukaryota, Fungi, Glomeromycota, Glomeromycetes, Glomerales, Glomeraceae. The record is from the annotation of a GenBank genome assembly.